CCCGCCCCCCCGCCGGUGAACUCGGCCGCGGCCGUUGGGCCGUUGGCGCCGUUUGGGCGGUUGUCUUGGAGAAGCAAGAUGGCGGCGACGGCGACCGCGGUGGCCGCGGAGGAGGACACGGAGCUGCGGGACCUGCUGGUGCAGACUCUGGAGAACAGUGGGGUCCUCAGUCGCAUCAAGGCUGAACUCCGAGCCGCUGUGUUUUUGGCCCUAGAGGAGCAAGAAAAAGUAGAGAACAAAACUCCUUUAGUCAAUGAGAGCCUGAAAAAGUUUUUAAAUACAAAAGAUGGUCGUUUAGUGGCUAGUCUUGUUGCAGAAUUUCUUCAGUUUUUCAACCUUGACUUUACUUUGGCUGUUUUUCAACCUGAAACCAGCACAUUUCAAGGUCUUGAAGGUCGAGAGAAUUUAGCCCGAGAUUUAGGUAUUAUUGAAGCAGAAGGUACCGUGGGUGGACCCUUGUUGUUAGAAGUGAUCAGACGCUGUCAGCAGAAAGAAAAAGGCCCAACCAGUGGGGAAGGUGCACUGGAUCUAUCUGAUAUACAUUCUCCACCAAAAUCACCAGAAGGAAAAACAAGUUCACAUACAGUUCCAAGUAAGAUACCAAGGUAUAAAGGACAAGGUAAAAAGAAGAAAAGCGGGGAGAAGUCUGGUGACAAGAACAUCAAUGAGGCUAGUCAGAGUGAUACAAGUAUCUCUUCAUCAGAACCCAAGAGCAAAAGUAGUCUUCACUUACUGGCCCAUGAAACAAAAAUUGGAUCUUUCUUAAGCAACAAAACUUUAGAUGUCAAAGACAAAGCUGGUCUUUGUGCAGAUGAAGAUGAUAUGGAAGGAGAUUCUUUCUUUGAUGAUCCCAUUCCUAAACCAGAAAAAACUUAUGGUUGGAGAAGUGAUCCUAGUAAAGGGGGAAGCCUUGCGUUGCUCUCAGACGCGCCACCCUUAAAAAGUGGGCUCAGCUCCCUUACCGGAGCCCCAGCAUUGAAAGAAUCUGAAAGUAAAAGGGGAAACACAAUUUUGAAAGAUCUGAAAUUGGUCAAUGAUAAAAUUGGAUCACUUGGAUUAGGGACUGGAGAAGAAGAUGACUACAUUGAUGAUUUUAAUAGUACCAGCCAUCGCUCAGAAAAAAGUGAAAUAAGUAUUGGUGAAGAGAUUGAAGAAGACCUUUCUGUGGAAAUAGAUGACAUCAAUACCAGUGAUAAAAUUGAUGACCUCACGCAGGACCUUACUGUAUCCCAGCUCAGUGAUGUUGCGGACUACCUAGAAGAUGUUGCAUAGACAAAAAUGAAGGAAAUAUUCUCAUUAAAAAAGGACAGAGGACUCUGACCAAGUACAUUUUUUUUCAGACAAUCACUCUUUGCUGGGGUGUCUGUUCCCUGUUGGUGCCUUGUGUUUCAAAAAGACUGCAGAUAUUUUUAAAAAUUAGCUUUUCACUAUAAACAAAAUACUUCCUAUUUGAGCCCAUGUGUGGAAGAUUUAAUCUUAAUUCGGUUUAGCUACACAUUUCCCUAUGGAAAUCGACUAUUUGCACUCAUGUUGAUGCCAGGAGCAAGCCUGUGAAAAUACCAGUAUUACAAAGAGCAUCAUGGAAGGUGUCAGUAAAGCUGUAGGUUCACACGAGUCUGCACGCAUGCAUGUGUGUAGCUGCGAGUGUAAAAUGGUAUUUUAAAAUUGUGGCUUUAGCCAUCUAGAAUCAAAGCUUACUCACUAUUUUGUAUUUUGGUGUUAGGUGAUUAUGCAGAAAGUUGGCAAAAUAACCUGGUAAAUUUUUGGUACUAGAGCAUAUUACUAUAAGUUAAAUUUAAUAUGUCAGCUUUAUUUUGUAUUUCCUUCCAUUUGGAAGGUUCGUUAGACCAUUAAGGUUAUCUUAAAGUGCUUUUUUGUGUGUUAUUUUAUUUACUUUAUUUUGCUUAUUUUAAAAGAAAUCUAGAAGUGGUUAUGACUUUUAAUUCCUAGAUAUUGUCAAUAACAGUUAAAAUUUGCUGUCGACACCCUUUGUCCAUGUAAGAAACUUUAAUCACUGGUUCUCUUCAUUAUAGUUAUAAUUUAUUAUUUGUAAGGAUGCCUUGAAACAUAUUAAAUACCAAAAUACAUCUGAAACCAUUAAGCAGUGCUUUUAUUUCAGAUCUGUAAGUUGAUGAUAUUAAAAUCCAAAUUGGAGCGUGAAAGUAGUAAUGGCCUAAGACCAUAUUCAGUUUGACAGAAAAUUUGUAUAAUGUACAUAAUUUCAUUGUAACUCUUUACAAAUAGAGCCAAGUAGCAGAAUUCCAGGCAGUCUCAUUUGUACUGUUAUGUAUUGUACUGCUUUUAUGUAGGUCAUUGACAUUCACAAUACUGAAGUAUUUUAAAAUGUGCAAAUAGGAAAAAGCAACUAAAAGUGAUGCAUGCAUAUUCAUAUAAAUAUAAAUAAAGUUAAGAUUGUGUUAAAUUUUUGUACUUUUUUAUUUCAUUUAAAUUAUGGCUUUUUAUUAAAAGUCACCUUAACUAAAGGAGCAAGUUAGACCACAUUUCUUUAUCUCUCAUGGUUUGCAUGAAGUCAGUUUUUCUUUUCAGUUUAACUUAAUUAUUAAAUAUUUAAAGGGAAAUAAAAAUGUAAGGAUUAAAAGCUAUAUAACAUUAAAAUCUGAUUUUUAAAAUUGACAUGAAACAGCCUUAGACAUCAAGAGGAAGUAGGAUAGAAAAUGGGCCAGUGUAACUGCUUGAAAGCCUUGCUUUAGGUCUGCCCUAAAUUUGUAGACCAUUAACUCAGUCUCCUUAGGGCUUUCCGUAUUUUUACAUGAAUGCUCCAUUGAGUAAACAGUACCACGUGUGGAGAUGUAAUCUGUUGCUAAAAGUCCCCUAAUUUGCUUGUUAGGAAAUGCUCUUCAUUGUAUGUCAUCUCUGAGGAAAGCGUGAAACAAUUGCUUUCUAUAAAGCAUUAUAUUUAUGUUAUGCCUUUCUGUAAUCUAUAUCAAAUGUGUUUUAAUAUUACUUGAUAGGAGUUAGAUUUCAGUGAAAAUAAUUUGAAAGUAUAGCAGAGUAUAAUUUUAAGUUAUGGAAAACUUUUGAGUAGUAUCUGAGAUUUGUUAUUUUUCUGUUACCCAGAGAACCUGACCUUUAGAUAAUAUUUGGAAGGAUGGGGAGAAAAAUGCCAAAUAUGAAACUUUUAUCACCAACGCUAUAUACAUCUUACUGAAUAAUUUUGAAUAACUUAAAAUUCAACUGUGAAAAAGUUGUUUCCACAUGUGUUCUUUGAUUAGAUAUUUUUAACUCAUUAAACUUUAAAAUGUAGAGUAACAGAAGGUUUUGAGUGUGAUUGGUGUGUGUAUUUUUGUUUAAAAAUAUAUAUUAAAAUAUU
Choloepus didactylus (southern two-toed sloth) is the source of this 3331-nucleotide messenger RNA. RefSeq names its product centrosomal protein 43 (gene CEP43). Gene Ontology annotation, biological process: microtubule anchoring. Gene Ontology annotation, molecular function: protein binding. Gene Ontology annotation, cellular component: centrosome. The transcript is spliced from 13 exons. NCBI's taxonomy places the organism in Eukaryota, Metazoa, Chordata, Mammalia, Pilosa, Megalonychidae. The record is from RefSeq and is a predicted model, not a curated record. Bases 79 to 1272 code for a protein of 397 amino acids.